UAGUGUGCCACGGGAGCUAGACUUGGUCGGACGGCAGACAGGAAGGUAAGCAGUUAUAAACAAAAAAUGAGGAUGUGUUCGUCUUCUGGCAACGAGGCAUUUCGGCGAUAUCGAGAAAGACGACAGUGGGUUCUCAUCGACUUGCAAUGAACAGGAUACGAAUCCACGUUUUGCCUUCGAGUCGGAACCGGGUGGCCCAGCCACCUCGUCCUCUGGAGCCCCAGGCCUGCUCCUUCACUCAGCGACCAUGCUCUCAGCCCCGUCUGAACGGACUGGAGUUCUGCAUCAAACACAUUUUGGAGGACAAGAAUGCCCCGUACAAGCAGUGCAGCUAUGUCUCUGCCAAGAACGGCAAGCGCUGCCCCAACGCUUCACCGAAGGUCGAGAGGAAAGAUGGAGUGACGUUCUGUGCUGAGCAUGCUCGCAGGAAUGCCAUGGCUCUCCGAGCUCAGAUGAGAAAGCCGUCUUCCGGUCCGUCCCCAGAGGCACUGUUGUCUCAACUUAGUGGAUACAACCGUGCAGAGACAAACAGCGCUGACGGAGGCCGCUCUGAAGCUAGCCGUAUUCUAGAUGAGGAAAGUCUGAGUGAGGAGGAGCAGGGCCCCUUGGUGCUAGACCAGACAUGGAGAGGAGACCCUGACAGUGAUGCAGACAGCGUUGACAGUGAUCACGAGGAUCCUCUGAAACAUGCAGGAGUGUACACAGCAGAGGAGGUGGCGCUCAUCACUCGAGAAAAACUCAUCAGGCUCCAGUCCCUCUACAUCGACCAGUUCAAACGCCUUCAGCACCUGCUUAAGGAGAAAAAGCGGCGAUACCUGCACAACCGCAAAGUGGAGCACGAAACUCUAGGGAGCAGUCUGCUGACAGGGCCUGAAGGUCUAUCCAUGAAGGAGAGGGAGAACUUGAAGAAGCUCAAAGCUCUGCGCCGAUACCGUCGUCGGUACGGUGUGGAAGCCCUGCUGCACCGGCAGCUGAGGGAGAGGAGGCAGGCUGUGACAGAAGGAGCUCCUCAGCCACACACAAGGACAGUGUGUGAGCAGUGCAUCUCCUUUGUGGAGGGAACCCGAUGUACCAACCCCUGCCUGCCUAUGACCAGGCACUGUGUCUCACACAUCUACCAGGACAGCAAUCAGGUGCUUUUCAAAAUGUGUCCAGGCCUGAAAGAUGUCCCAUGUGACCGAACAGUGCACAUGGGUCAGUCUGACGAUCCUCGCUGCCCGCUUCACCUCACCCUGCCUCCCCCCAUGUACCAGCCUGAGCAGGAACCUCCACCACAGGAGCAGCUCACCACUGCAAGCAGAGACAUGUAUCUGAGUGCAGCAGAGCUUCAGCCCACAGAGAGCCUUCCCCUAGAGUUCAGUGAUGACCUGGAUGUGGAAGGGGAUGGUAUGCAGGGUCCUCCGUCCCCCCUACAGUUUGACACGGCCCUGGCCCUGGAGGACCAGACCAUUAGAGCCAUCGCUGAGGCCCCGAUGGACAUCUUGAUCGGAGAAGACCCAGACCAGGUCGACCUGGACGCCUCAGGACAGGAGCUCUCAGAAAGAGAUGUGGAUGCCAUCAUGGACGACCAGAUGGUGUCAGAGGUUGUAGGAGGUGAAGAAGACGCCACUGAUAAUUCACUCCAAGACAUCGACACGGCUACGGUCGAUGCUCCCAGAUGAACAACCUCUGCAGCACUAUGUAAAGAACACGUUUCACUUCCACAAAGACUGACGCUGAGUUAACUUUACAACGGAGGUCACGUUCAGAAGAACCACACAGGCCAUUUCCAAUAGACUAUUAAGACUAUACAUUCAUUGAUUGUACUUCAGUUUGUCAUGUGGGUGUGUUUAUUUGCUCUGGGUUAAAUUGCCAUUAGAAUCAACAGUUUCUGUUAAAUAAAAAAAAACAACACAUCUUUUAUCCACAAAUAAACUGUUUUAUGAUA
Molecule: messenger RNA, 1927 nt
Organism: Siniperca chuatsi (mandarin fish)
Lineage: Eukaryota; Metazoa; Chordata; Actinopteri; Centrarchiformes; Sinipercidae
Gene: kansl2
Product: KAT8 regulatory NSL complex subunit 2
Exons: 10
Coding region: 147-1661 (504 amino acids)
Cellular component (GO): NSL complex
Source: RefSeq, a predicted model, not a curated record